Molecule: messenger RNA, 915 nt
Organism: Mycosarcoma maydis (corn smut)
Lineage: Eukaryota; Fungi; Basidiomycota; Ustilaginomycetes; Ustilaginales
Exons: 1
Coding region: 1-915 (304 amino acids)
Biological process (GO): carbohydrate metabolic process
Molecular function (GO): hydrolase activity, acting on carbon-nitrogen (but not peptide) bonds
Source: RefSeq, a predicted model, not a curated record
AUGCGAUUCACCUCGAUCCUCGCAGCAGCAGCUGCCAUCGGUGCUGCCGUGCUCGCCCCAGCCAGCGCUUCCCCCACUACAAUGAGCACUAUUCCUGACACCAUCUCGGAAAACGUUCGACGCGAGCUGGCUGGAAUGAAGUCAUCCGACUACACGCUUUAUGCACGCAAUGCUGGACCUACCAACAAGCUCAGCAAGCGAGCCGCACAACUCAACGGUAUCCAGACCACGUGCACUCGAAACAACUGUCUGUCCAUCACAUUUGAUGAUGGUCCUUACACCUGGGAGAGCAAGCUUGUCAACACGCUCGCCAAUGCCGGCGACCAAAAAGCUACCUUCUUUGUCAAUGGUAACAACUUCCGCUGCAUCUACGAGCCAGAACAGGUCAGGAUUCUGCGAAACACGUACGAGCGCGGUCACCAGAUCUGCUCGCAUACUUGGGGCCACCCAGACAUCAGCAAGCUCAACAACCACCAACUCGAUCAGCAGGUCCAGCUGGUGGAGGAUGCGCUGUGGAAGAUUCUCGGUGUAGUUCCUGCUUGCUUCCGUGCUCCCUACGGCAACAUUCGCCCCGAUCAGGUAAAGUACCUCAACGACCGAUGGGGUCUUGUCGUCGUCGGCUGGAACCGUGACACUGGUGAUGCCAACGGCGACGGUGUGCAAGCUGGUCUGAACGUGUACAGGAACCUGCGUGCACCCACCAAGGCCAUCGUACUCAACCACGAGACCGUCCAAGCUACCGUCGAUACCGUCAUCCCUCAAGCGGUCAACAUUGUUCGACAAAACGGCUACAGCGGAUCCCGCACUGUUCACCACAAUCUCAACUUCAACCCCUACAAAGUCGUUGGCCGAUACCAGAACCGCGAUUCCACCUGGACCUGCAGCAACAAGCCGGCUCCUGGAGCGGCUAACUGA